Molecule: messenger RNA, 205 nt
Organism: Dentiscutata heterogama
Lineage: Eukaryota; Fungi; Glomeromycota; Glomeromycetes; Diversisporales; Gigasporaceae
Source: the annotation of a GenBank genome assembly
AUGUCAUUAGAUAUGCUCAAAGAGCUAGGCACUCUACUUUCUUUUUUGAAUAACAUUUCAAGCUAUAUUGGAGAUUAUUGUUUAAAGCCCGAAACUAUAACAACGGAUACUUCGGAAACUAUAAUUAUAAUUGCUGAUACAAUAAAUAUAGUGAAUAAUUUGUAUAGCGGCCCUGGAGAUCCUAAUGAUAUUAUCAAUAGAGAUA